AGUUUAUAUGUUUUUAUGUUGUAGUUUUUCUGUUGAGCUGUGAGGAAACGAAAGAAUUUAUAUUUUUACGGCGAUGUGUGAAACAUUUAGUCUUUAAAAAGACUGAGAACAUGGCCAAAGGAAACAGUGAGAAACAGCAGAAAGCUGGAACACAGAAGAGAAAACCUGAUGCUGAUGGAGGAGGAGGAGGAGGUCAGAAGAAGAAGAAAGGCGACGGACCAGCAGAGCAAGGAGAGGCUGGCAGGAAACGUCUGGAUGCUCCGAGCGUCGGCUACUUUCGCAGAGUCGGAGAAAGACUUGAUGAAGGUUUCCCAGAUGAUGAAGAGAAAGAAAUGUUUGUGGAGAACGUCCUCAUGGAGGUCAAAGGUCAAGCCGGCCGAGUGGCGACGGAUCGGACAGGAAGCAUCACUCUACAGCGGCUGCUUCCCCUCUGCAGUCCCGACCGGGUGGGGGAGGUGAUGGCCGAGGUGGGAGGAGCCCUGGGCUCUGAGUUCAAAGCGGUUUGUUGCGAUCGGUGUGGGGGCCACGUGGUGGAGAGCGCUCUCAGACAGAUGUCCAGGUGGACAGAGACGCCACAGGAGGAGGAAGAGGAGGAGGGCCCUGGAGUGUUGGAAGGCCAGGUGUUGUGUUUAGGUCAGGUGGUGAGGGAAAACAUCGCGGAAUUCAUCGCCCACGCUCACGGCUCCCAUGUGGUCCGAACUCUCCUCCACGUGCUGACAGGCUGUCUGGGACCGGCUCGCUCUGAGACGCGCCCAGGUGUGAAAGACCGCGGCGUUUCUCCUCAAAUGACAGACUUUGAGAUCCCCACAUCCUUCUGGUACGAAAUGGGGAAACUCACAGAGACUUUGAUGGAAAACAUUAACCUCAGCAUCACAGAUUCUGUUGCCAGUGCCGUGUUCCAGACCAUGCUGACUGUGAGCCACAGAAAACGCCCUAAACUCUGCAAGAAGCUCCUUAAACGCACCGUGGAGUACCUCAUGAGUCGCAGCGCGGCUCCUGGAGUUAGCCCUCUCCUGGUUUUCUUGAAGGAUCAGGCGUCCAGUCAUCUUCUAGAGACUGUAAUCCAGCUGUCCCACAUUUCUCUUCUCCGCGAUGUUUACAAGAACCAUCUGAAAGGAAGCUUGGUCAGCCUAGCCCUCCAUCCCAUUGCUAACUUUCCCAUUCAGAGAUUAACAGCAGCUGCAGCCAAAUACAAACUGUUUCCGCGGUUGUUUGACGAGCUGAUUCAGGGGGUGGAGGCCAUCUUGGCUGCAGGUCACAUGGGCGUGAUUGUUCAGCUGGCAGACAGCUGUGCAGAAAGUGGACAAAAGCAGGAUGAGAUGAUCAAGAGCCUCCUCAAUGCCUUUCACUGCGCUGAGCCCAGCUCCCGACAGGUCUGCUGCCUCCCCCUCUUCAUGUCCCUGCUAACCUAUGAAGUGUACUACCACUCUGAUACAGCAGGGGGCGACGCACAGACAGAGAUACCGCUGACCUCCAUCUGUUACCACGGCUCCCGGUUGGUCCAAGCGCUGGCUAAGUUUAAGGAGCGCUCGCUUCUCCUCAGCAGCCUGCGCACUCUGACGCCCGCUGACCUCUUGACUCUGGCUUCACACCCGGCUGGCAGCCACGUCCUCCAAGCGCUCAUCACCACGUCCAGCGACAAAGGCCGGGGCAAGAUCCUCAGGAGGCUGGAGGGUCAGUACGGCCAAAUGGCGUGCUCCAGGCUGGGCAGCCGGGUGCUGGAGGCCGUGUGGAGCAGCGCCUCAGUCAGUCAGAGGCAGAGCAUCGCUCAGGAGCUAGUUCAAAGCGAAAGCCAGCUGCGGUCAGAUCAGUUUGCUCGUCACGUGUGGGCCAAGUUCGCUCUCUCCCACUUCAUGCACAGAAGAGCCCACUGGCAGGAAAUCCAGACCGGCGAGUCCAAGAAGAGGAAGCUUUUCAACGACAUUCUCAACUAGAGAGUUCAUUUUUGUUCCAGCUGUGUUUUUGGUUUUUCAUCUGACAGAAUAAAGAAAAUGUAGUUCUUUGUUGCUAUAACAACAUUUCUGGAAUCUGUUCUUCAUGAUCAUGUCGUCAAGAUUUAAAAGGAGAUCCAAUAAUCUUUUUAAAUCUUGAACAAAACCUAUAAUAUUAUGUGUUUUUGAUAUUUGCAAUAAAUAAAGUCUCGUGGCCAAACAUCUAAA
This is a messenger RNA of Oryzias latipes (Japanese medaka), 2159 nucleotides long. RefSeq names its product NOP9 nucleolar protein (gene nop9). The record is from RefSeq and is a predicted model, not a curated record. Gene Ontology annotation, biological process: endonucleolytic cleavage in ITS1 to separate SSU-rRNA from 5.8S rRNA and LSU-rRNA from tricistronic rRNA transcript (SSU-rRNA, 5.8S rRNA, LSU-rRNA); ribosomal small subunit export from nucleus; endonucleolytic cleavage in 5'-ETS of tricistronic rRNA transcript (SSU-rRNA, 5.8S rRNA, LSU-rRNA). Gene Ontology annotation, cellular component: preribosome, small subunit precursor; 90S preribosome; nucleolus. Gene Ontology annotation, molecular function: RNA binding. NCBI's taxonomy places the organism in Eukaryota, Metazoa, Chordata, Actinopteri, Beloniformes, Adrianichthyidae.